Rubroshorea leprosula is the source of this 590-nucleotide messenger RNA. Lineage: Eukaryota; Viridiplantae; Streptophyta; Magnoliopsida; Malvales; Dipterocarpaceae. The record is from the annotation of a GenBank genome assembly.
CUUGCCAAAUGAUGACAAAUUGAUUAGCGGAGGUCAUUGUUCCUUUUUUUCUUAUCCAAUUUGUUUGUCUUGAGACAAUUCCUGUUAACCCAAAGCCUUUUUUGAACAAUCUGACCGGAAAGACUGUGAUAGUGAAGUUGAAAUGGGGAAUGGAGUACAAAGGUUUUCUCGCCUCAGUGGAUUCCUACAUGAAUCUGCAGCUUGGAAACGCUGAAGAAUUUAUUGAUGGACAAUUCACUGGAAAUCUGGGGGAGAUUUUGAUAAGGUGCAACAAUGUUCUGUAUCUUCGUGGGGUACCAGAAGAUGAAGACAUAGAGGAUGCAGAUAGGGACUAAAAGCAGUUUGAUCAUGGUUUAAAUAGAACGGCUUUAUGGUAUCUCUGUUGUAAUUCAAGUACUGUCUAAAAAACAUAUACUUGAAGGUUUUUUCUCCUUAGUUGUGACUUAUGUAGUAAUUACAUUUUGAAAUGUUAUUAUCUGCUCUUUCUUUGUAUGCAUAUGUUAUUAUCUGCUCUUUCUUUGUAUGCAUUAUACCCUUUCCAGAUUUGGGGUUAAGUAAUCCAUCUGUCAGGGCAUACGCUGGAUCCUUAA